AUCCCAUCAUCUUCCCCAAAAGCCAGACUCCAGGGUCUUGAGCCAACCGUAGAGUCUAGACAGCCUCAUCACAGUUGAAUUCACACACAAACGCACCAGCACCCUCUACAGCCCGGCCUAGACCGAGUCGAAGCCGAACACCACACCGGGCCCCACCUAUCAGCGAUGCGCGACUCCGACUGGGCCCGGGGUGCGCGGCACGUGCGAGGUCGUUACCCCCUCCCUCCCGUAAAACCAAGCAGCGAGGUCGUCUUUUCCGCGGUAGCGUCCUCCCCAGCCCACCAAAUCUCGCCCAUGGUUUCCUCCUCCUCGCCCUCCACCGAGGAGGGCGGCCACACGCGCCACGGUGAGAAGAGGAGAAUGCGCGGCGGCGCGGCAGCCUCGCCGGAGCCCGGCCCCGCGGCCGCGGCCUCGCAGGAUUUCUGCUCAUCAAGAGGUUGCGAGGAGGACUUUGACGGAGCUACGACUACACAUGGAAAGUGGCGUCAAGAUGAAUCACACAGACCUGAAAUUGAUGAUGCCCCCAUUUUCUCUCCAACGGAAGAGGAAUUCAAGGAUGCAAUUGGGUACAUUACUAGCAUUCGUCCACUAGCAGAAAAAUAUGGAAUUUGUCGUAUUAUUCCACCAUCUUCUUGGAGACCACCAUGUCCACUGAAGGAGAAGAGUUUCUGGGAAUGUACAGAGUUCAAUACCCGAGUUCAACAAGUUGACAAGCUUCAAAACCGGGAGCCCACAAAGAAACGAACACAACUUCGAGUUCAGAAAAAAAGAAAGAGAAGAAAGAGACUGAGGUUUGGGAUGACACAUAGGCGUCCUAGUACAAAUGCUUCAGAAAACGCUGACUGUGCGGACUCUGAUGAGAAGUUUGGCUUUCAAUCUGGGUCUGAUUUCACACUAGAGGAGUUUCAGAAAUAUGCUGAUGAGUUCAAGCAGCAAUAUUUCGGAAUGAAGAGAAGUGAUGAAAUUUCUCUUGCUGAAAUUAAAAACCGCAAAGAAAUUUGGGAACCUUCUGUGGAGGAAAUUGAAGGAGAAUAUUGGCGGAUAGUUGUAUGCCCUACUGAUGAAGUUGAGGUGGACUAUGGUGCUGAUUUGGAUACCACAAUGUUUAGUAGUGGAUUUGCUAAAUUGUCUUCUUCAGCUGCAAAUAGGCAAGAUCCAUAUGCUUUGUCUUGUUGGAACUUGAAUAAUCUGCCACGGCUCCCUGGGUCUGUUCUUUCAUUUGAACACGAGGAUAUAUCUGGUGUUGUAGUCCCAUGGCUUUAUGCAGGGAUGUGCUUCUCUUCGUUUUGCUGGCAUGUGGAAGAUCAUUUCCUUUAUUCUCUGAAUUACAUGCAUUUUGGUGAACCAAAAGUUUGGUAUGGUAUUCCCGGUGGUGAAGCAGUGAAGCUGGAAGAAUCUAUGAGAAAGAACUUGCCAAAAUUGUUUGAGGAACAGCCUGAUCUCCUUCAUGACCUGGUUACACAGUUAUCUCCAUCUGUUCUAAAAUCAGAAGGAGUUCCUGUUUACCGUGUUGUUCAGAAACCAGGUGAGUUUGUUCUGACACUACCGCGAGCAUACCAUUCUGGAUUCAACUGUGGCUUCAACUGUGCGGAGGCAGUAAAUGUCGCUCCUGUGGAUUGGCUACCUCAUGGACAAUGCGCUGUUGAGCUCUACAGAGAGCAGCGUCGCAAGACAUCAAUAUCACAUGACAAGUUAUUACUAAAGACUGCAAAAGAAGCUGUCAGACAGCUUUGGAUGAACAUUUUUGACUGCAAGAGUGAUUGGGGGAAGUAUAGAUGGCUGGACACGUGUGGAAAGGAUGGAGUUCUGACAAGUGCAAUUAAGACAAGGGUUAAAAUGGAAGAUGCAGCACGGGAGGCGAAUGCUCUUUUGAAAAGUAAGAAGAUGGACAGGGAUUAUGAUUCAACUGAUCGGGAGUGCUUUUCGUGCUUUUAUGACCUCCACUUGUCUGCUGUCUGUUGCCAGUGCUCACCAAACCGCUUUUCUUGCCUAAACCAUGCAAACCUUCUUUGUUCAUGUGAAAUGGACAGAAAAUUUACAUUCUUCCGAUACAGCAUGGAGGAGCUGAAUAGUCUUGUAAAAGCUUUGGAGGGUGAUCUGACUGCGGUUGCUCAAUGGGGACAGGACGACCUUGGCUUAGUUUGCCCAUCUGGUUCUGUGCAGCAGAGGAAGGUCGACUUGGUUAAAGGCACAGAAUCCCUAGGAUCAGUGAUUCACGAUGUUGGUUCUAGCUGCAGUGACAAUCAAGGUCACUGCCCUGACCAUGAAAAGCCAGCAGGAUACCAGCAACAGAAUGGAACACAGAAUAAAUAUCUUGAUCUCAACAUAGAAGAUCCACCAAGUAGUUCCAGAAUAAAAGAAGAGCUAGUCCGUAGUUCUGACAUACCAAGUGCAGAAUAUUUCUCAAGAUCGACAACUAUUGUUUUAGGAAAGCAUGAAAAGGAUAGGAUGGUUGUCAAUUACGAGCCUCUGCAGAGAAUUGAUAAUUCAUUUAGCUCAACCUCUGAGUGCAGUUGCUCAUUGUCCCUGAAUUGUUCAUCCAAAUUACUGUCUCCUUCAAGAAUCCAAAUAAGCAAUUCUGACCUAGCUUCCAAUCCUACCAAGAAACUAUUUGGUGUUGACAUUGGAAAUUUAGCGAAGCCUUCUGACGGUCAGGUUAUUCAAAUGGCAAAACCUUCUUCAAGCAAAUCUGAUGUAGUGUCUAGUCCAAUAUCAAUGCCCCUGGUUGAGCCACUCGACUAUGGAACAAUAAUGAUUGGCAAAAAAUGGUCCAAUAAUCAAGCUAUUUUUCCUAAAGGAUUCAGAAGUCGAGUUAUAUUUGACAAUAUACAAGAUCCAACAUGGCAAUGUUGCUACAUUUCAGAAGUCCUAGAUGGUGGUCCUCUUGGACCCUUGUUUAGGGUGACCAUAGAGCAGGUUCCGGAGGUUUCUUUUAUUGACACUUCACCAAUGCGUUGUUGGUAUAGUGUGAGAGACAGGGUGAAUGAAGAAAUAAAAAAACUACAAAGGGUUGGAAAAUCUGGGCUCCCUGGUUUGUUAGCCCCUGAUUCUGUAAACGGGCUUGAAAUGUUUGGGUUUUUGUCCCCACAAAUCAUUCAGGAAAUUGAGGCUCUAGAUCCCCAUCACCAGUGUUUAGACUAUUGGUUAUCGAAGCCUUCGUUUCCAGUGAAAGUACCCCCUUCAGAAGUUGCAAAGGCAAAAGCGAUUGAAGGCUCCAACAAUUCCCAUAUAAGGCUACUUGGGGUGGAGAUUACAAGGAGCGAGCCUGAACAAUCAAGUUUCUGUAGUAAUUCCUGUGCAGAUGAGGUCACACUCGGUAGGCUGCCGAAGAAGGCUAAACUACCAGAAGGACCGGAACUAGUAGUGAUGAAUGAAGUAUUCAGCAGUGGAGUGGAUAACAGCAGAAGAAUCUGCAGAGACAGUAGCCACUAUGCAGGAUGAGGUGAAGAAUAAUGUAGAUAGAUAGUGCCCUGAACAGAUAAAAUAUCUCAAGUAAUAUGUCUUAGAAUGCUUCCCUAGGAACCAUUAGAUUGAUCUAGGGUCACCAUUGAUUUUCGUUCUUAUAGAAUCAGAUCCCGUGACCGUCCUUUUAGAUUUACACGAUCCUGAUUCAUCCUAGCUGAAUUCAAGAUGGUUCAUUUGUCCUCUAAUUGUGUCCCGAUUAGCCAGUUUCAUUGUAACCAAUGUAUCAAGUUAAUCAUUCGUCUCAACAAAAGUUUGGAUGUACACAUCAUUGGUAGCUGGAAAUUGAGAAAGAAAUGAAGAGAAGUUUUUCGAUUA
Molecule: messenger RNA, 3780 nt
Organism: Phragmites australis (common reed)
Lineage: Eukaryota; Viridiplantae; Streptophyta; Magnoliopsida; Poales; Poaceae
Product: lysine-specific demethylase JMJ18-like
Exons: 11
Coding region: 166-3441 (1091 amino acids)
Biological process (GO): chromatin remodeling
Cellular component (GO): nucleus
Molecular function (GO): histone H3K4me/H3K4me2/H3K4me3 demethylase activity
Source: RefSeq, a predicted model, not a curated record